Rhinocladiella mackenziei CBS 650.93 is the source of this 4218-nucleotide messenger RNA. RefSeq lists its product as uncharacterized. The transcript has a single exon. Gene Ontology annotation, molecular function: mRNA binding; helicase activity. Lineage: Eukaryota; Fungi; Ascomycota; Eurotiomycetes; Chaetothyriales; Herpotrichiellaceae. The record is from RefSeq and is a predicted model, not a curated record. Gene Ontology annotation, cellular component: catalytic step 2 spliceosome. Bases 1 to 4218 code for a protein of 1405 amino acids. Gene Ontology annotation, biological process: mRNA splicing, via spliceosome.
AUGGGCCUCCAAUUGCGGCCUGCCUUAGCUCCAGCCCUCGAUGUCUCUGCUAAUACACAAAAUGUCGUCGAAGGUCCCUGGGAAGAGCUGGCCAGAAAGUACUGGCUGAAAAAUGCGCCGACCAGAGUCAAGCCAGAAUUGAUCAAGACGGCGAUUUGGGAUCCUUUGGAGCAGGACCAGUUUGCUUUCCGAUCUCUUGCAGUACUAGAGAAUCUACAGAUCCUUGAGAGAUUUCUUUGGCCUACGUUCUCUGCAGAUUCAUCGAAUCACCAUGUCAUACUCAUCGCAGUCUUCGUCAGUGUCAAACAGAGAGCACGCCUUCAGGAUUGGACGUUAUUUACCAAUCGCCCAGAAGACUUUUCACGCCUGUUUCGUCGAAUACUCUCAUUGAACCUCGAUUCCUCUCUCUCCCUCUCCUCUCGCUCGUCAUUACUCUGCUUUGUCAUUGGCGCGUUUCAAUCGUUGGACAACGAACACAUCCGCAAAGAAUGCGCCCCUCUUGUUUCGAUCUCGACAUGGCACAAUAUACACAAUGAAAGUACUCGAGAACGACUUCUGGAGGCCAGCCCGGCAAGAAGGAAAGCAUGGAGAGCUGCUUCACGAAGGUUUAAUGCGGCGGAUCCAGAGACACAAACUCGACUGCGCUUUGAUCGUGCGUGGUUGUAUUCAAUGCUGAUCGAUUAUCUGACGCGACUCAACGUGUCAAAUAUGAGCAGCUCUCAAGAGAUGGUAUACUGUGAACGAAUGUUAGAGUUUCUGAUAGACCUCGUUAGUCAAUUACCUACGAGACGAUAUACGAAUCCACUCUUACAAGACCUGAACGUCCUACCGAUUAUUCGAACGUCAAAGUCAUUCGAGAAAGAGGAUGCUAUACUCCUGCGCGAUUUGACAAGUCUGUUGGACCAUUUCCAGAGUUUUACUAUCGAUGACUGGGGAAGCACUGAGUCGGGUCGUGAAGGUAUCCGCAAGGCCCACUACGAGGCAUUGGCGAGACUGCAACGAACUGCACUUCAACAUUUCGAGCAGAAACUGAAGGUUCUGGCGUUGUCAAAUUUCGGAUCAAUCACUAAACGAAGCGAACUAGAGUCUCAUUUCGCUCCUUUAUCAGACUCCGAGCUCCAAGACCUAUGUACGCAUCUCGGGUUCCGAACGACGUAUCCGGCGAGCACGGGAUUCACCGCUAAUAGAGCUGUUAUGAUGGAGACUCUCCUGUCCACGUUCUCGAAACCGCGAGAUUUCCAAGACGUGGUGGCUCAAUCGUCGGUCUUACCCACGGCAGAAUCAAUAUACGAUCCUGCUUUGCUGAGGAAUGAUUCAUACGAUGGCUCUCGACCACUGGGGAUUCCUAAAUUGAAUCUUCAGUACCUAACUCUCAGCGACUUCAUGUGGCGGUCAUUUCAGCUCUACCAAGCUGAGGCCUUUUAUGGCAUCCGAAAGGACAUGGAAAGUAUCGUCAAACGAAUGAAACCGAGGGCAGGAAGGGAUCGGAGUACCACGAUAUUCGAAGGGUUUUCGAAGAUGGCUUUACCGAUCACGGAACCGGCAAUCAUCGAGGUCGGCCCCACCAAGGUUGGUCAUCUUCAGCCUUCGUUUGUGCGGGCAGAGGUUAUUCUCGACGUUAACCGCUUUACGGACAGCAUCAGGAGAGAAUGGGAUAGCUUGAAACCCCAUGACAUAGUAUUUCUACUUUCCGUCAAAGUUGUUGACAGUUCCCGACUUCUUCCCAAUGGUAGCCCCAAGGAACAAGAAGGAAAUCACAACAUGUUGGCGGGUUUGAGAGCUGCCGAGGUGGUUCAAGUCUUGGAUGACAAUGGGAGAGCUUUGAGAGAGAUGCAGACAAAUGGGUACUCCUCGAAACCCUGGCGGAGACGUCUCUUACUCGAUAUGGAUCCUAGGACGGAUUCCGCGGCGAAAUCUGCCUCUUUCAAUGUCAUUGCUCGUCGACAGGGUCGGGAAAAUAAUUUCAAACCAGUUCUGGAAACGAUCCGGAAAUUGGUUUCUUCGCAGACAUCACUUCCCUCAUGGCUACAGGAAGUUUUCUUGGGUUAUGGUGAUCCGAAAGGCGCUUCUUUCACGUCUCUUCCCAAUCGCAUCGAAUCCAUCGACUAUCUGGACACAUUUCUCGAUUGGCAACACCUGGUAGAUAGCUUCCCGGGCCAAACUGUCGAGGCUGCUUCAGAGAGGUCGACGCCUCUCAGCCCACCCUUUGUUCUUCGAACGGCUCCGCCAAUUUCAGAUGAGCCACCCGCCAAUCCCAAGAAACGACGUCGGAGUCAGAUGGAGCAAGAUACUUCAACCAUCAACGUCUCAACCUACAAGCCUCGCAAUACAGGACCGUAUCCGACGGAUGUCCGCAAGAAGAACUCAAUCCGUUUCACGCCAAAACAAGUGGAAGCAAUCGUAUCGGGAACGCAACCCGGCCUGACAGUUGUUGUGGGACCACCCGGUACUGGAAAGACUGAUGUUGCUACUCAAACGAUAAAUCUACUCUACCACAACUUUCCAUCCGAACGAAUUCUUCUGAUUGCACAUAGCAACCAAGCACUCAAUCAGCUUUUCCAGAAAAUCAUUGCUCUCGACAUCGAUCCUCGACAUCUCCUGCGCUUGGGUCAUGGAGAAGAAGAACUCGAGACCGAAACAUCAUACAGUAAGUAUGGCCGAGUCGAGUCAUUCUUGGAAAACCGGCAGACGUACCUGUCCGAGGUAAAUAGACUUGCAGCGUCAAUUGGUGCUGAGGGCGCCCAUGGGAGUUCAUGCGAGACAGCGGAUUAUUUCAACCAAGUUUUUGUGAGACCGGCAUGGGCACGUUUCUGGGAUAUUGCGGAAGACGAAAAUGCCACAGUUGAGAAUGUCCUCGCUGCUUUCCCUUUCCACAAAUAUUUCAGCAACGCUCCAGUCGCGACAUUGUUCCCCCCUGAUGCUUCACUUGAAGAGGCGCGCAAUAUUGCUUCUGGUUGCCAGUAUCACAUUGACAAGAUCUUCACGGAGCUCGAAUCAAUUCGUCCUUUCGAAAUCUUACGAAACAAUCGUGACCAAGCAAAUCAUCUCCUCACAAAAGAGGCACGCAUCAUUGCAAUGACAUCAACGCAUGCCGCGAUGAGAAGAUCAGAGAUUGCGGAGUUGGGGUUCCACUACGACACCUUAGUCAUGGAGGAAGCUGCACAAAUUACCGAAAUCGAGUCGUUCAUUCCAUGUGCGAUGCAGAACCCAGAUCCAAAAUCGGGAGAACUUCUCUUGAAGCGAAUCGUCCUCAUUGGAGACCAUUUGCAAAAUUCUCCCAUUAUUCAAAACAUGGCUUUGCGCCAGUAUGCCAAUUUCGAGCAGUCCCUUUUCCUCCGUUUAGUUCGGCUUGGUGUUCCUACCAUCCAUCUAGAUCAGCAAGGUCGAUGUCGCUCGUCGAUUGCUGAACUUUUCAAGUGGCGGUACAACAACUUGGGUAAUCUACCACAUCUUCUGGAGCUGCCCGAAUUUGCACGUGCCAAUGCCGGCUUCCGCCAUGAAUAUCAGUUCAUCGACGUCCCGGAUUACCAGGGCGGAGGUGAACGCGAGCCAACGCCGCAUUUCUUUCAGAAUCUCGGUGAGGCGGAAUACGCUGUGGCGCUAUACCAAUACAUGAGGCUAUUAGGCUACCCAUCCCGAAACAUCUCCAUUUUAGCCACAUACGCAGGCCAACGAGCUUUGAUCCGCGACGUCCUGGGGCACAGAUGCCAAAACAACAAACUCUUCGGCAUGCCUCGCAUUGUGACCACGGUGGAUAAAUAUCAAGGAGAGCAGAACGACUAUGUUAUUGUGUCGAUGACCCGGACUCGGUCUGUGGGAUACCUUCGAGACGUACGCCGAUUGACCGUCGCUCUCUCACGCGCUAGAUUGGGCCUGUAUGUCCUCGGGCGAAGAGAAUUGUUUGAAUCGUGCCUUGAAAUGAAACCGGCCAUGGAUUUGCUGGUGCAGAGAACUGACAAAUUGGUGCUCACGACGGGUGAGAUGUUCCCGACAGAGCGCUUACUCGACGACGACGUGUCAGGUACGGAAAUGGAAGGCGUCGAGCAUCUUGGCCAGUACGUCUUUGAAAUGACCCAGGCCAAGGUCAAGGCAUUGGGUGGGCAGGUCAAUUUGGCUGCUGAAAUGGAGAAGGAUGAGGAUGCUUACGGCAAUGCCGAUGGCGAGGUGGAGAAUGGCCUUGAUGUCGACGAGGGGGAUCCUCUUCAUGAUGCCAUCUAA